Messenger RNA from Gaeumannomyces tritici R3-111a-1, 189 nucleotides. RefSeq lists its product as hypothetical. Lineage: Eukaryota; Fungi; Ascomycota; Sordariomycetes; Magnaporthales; Magnaporthaceae. The transcript has a single exon. The record is from RefSeq and is a predicted model, not a curated record. Bases 1 to 189 code for a protein of 62 amino acids.
AUGGCUGCCACAGCCUGCGUCGGUUUCUGGGGACAUGGGGGAUGGCCUUGCACAGACGAGUGCGGGCAGUUCCGCUGCUCCGGGCGGUGGCGGCAAUUCGGCUGGUCGAGUACUAACUACGCCGAAGUGCGCGAGCCCAUAUUAUCGGGGACGAUCAAUAACCAGGGCGGCUUGUUGUCGGACGGCUAG